AUGGAGCUGCGGGUGCUCCGGCUGCUCUGCUGCUGGUUCUGGUGCUGGUUCUGGUGCUGCGGCAGAGGCCUCGGAGCCGGUCCCGGUGCCACCUCCCCCCGGACGGGCCCUCGGAGCAGCGAGCAACGGGCAGCCGCCUUCCGGGAAAGUCUUAAUAGACAUCGAUACUUGAAUUCUUUAUUUCCUAGAGAAAAUUCCACUGCCAUCUAUGGAAUAAAUCAGUUUUCAUAUUUGUUUCCUGAAGAGUUUAAAGCUAUUUACUUAAGAACCAAAACUUCCAGAUUUCCCCGCUACUCCCCGGAAGUGUCAAUGCUCAUCUCCAACAUGUCUUUGCCAUCAAGAUUUGACUGGAGAGAUAAACAUGUUGUAACACAAGUGAGAAACCAGCAUGCGUGUGGAGGAUGCUGGGCUUUCAGUGUGGUAGGUGCAGUGGAAUCAGCAUAUGCAAUAAAAGGGAAGCCUUUGGAAGACCUAAGUGUGCAGCAGGUCAUUGAUUGCUCAUAUACUAAUUACGGCUGCAAUGGAGGCUCUACUUUUAAUGCUUUGAACUGGCUAAAUGAGACACAAGUAAAACUGGUGAGAGAUUCAGAAUACCCCUUUAAAGAACAGAAUGGCCUGUGCCAUUACUUUUCUGAUUCACAUGCUGGAUUUUCAAUCAAAGGUUAUUCUGCACAUGACUUCAGUAACCAAGAAGAUGAAAUGGCAAAAGCACUUCUUACCUUUGGUCCUUUGGUGGGCAUAGUAGAUGCAGUGAGCUGGCAAGAUUAUCUGGGAGGGAUAAUACAGCAUCAUUGCUCUAGUGGAGAAGCAAAUCAUGCUAUUAUCAUAACUGGGUUUGAUAAAACAGGGACUACUCCAUAUUGGAUUGUACGGAACUCAUGGGGAAGUUCCUGGGGAGUGGAUGGCUAUGCCCACGUCAAAAUGGGAAGUAAUAUUUGCGGUAUUGCAGAUUUUGUUUCUGCUGUAUUUGUAUGA
Pipistrellus nathusii (Nathusius's pipistrelle) is the source of this 975-nucleotide messenger RNA. The record is from the annotation of a GenBank genome assembly. NCBI's taxonomy places the organism in Eukaryota, Metazoa, Chordata, Mammalia, Chiroptera, Vespertilionidae.